AAAUAAUCCAAGUGUAGCCUAGAUGAGGCAACAUGCUGACUAUGUUCAAGCUGCAUACAAAGCCCUCUCAUAUAUUCAUCAUGGUGUAACACAUGACAUUUUCUCAAAUAUCAUGGGAGCAAAAACAGCACAAGAAGCUUGGGAUACUCUUAAGAAAGAGUUUGACGACAGUUCACGGGUUAAAGGCCGUAGCAGUAACUCUCAGCUUAUUUUGUCACCUUAUGUGGAUGACUUGUUAUUAACUGGAAAUGAUUUGAAGUUGUUGGAACAAUUCAAGAAGGUUAUGAUGCAGGAGUUUGCAAUGAUAGAUUUGGGAGAUACAAAGUAUUUUCCGGGGCUUGAAAUUCAACAAUUGAAUAAGGGAAUUUUCAUUUGCAAGGGAAAGUAUGCACUGGAUAUCUUGAAGAAGUUUGAAAUGGAGAAUUGUAAAGCAGUUGCCAACCCGUUUGUUCAAAAUGAGAAACUUUUCGAGAAUGAUCAAGAAACCAAGGCUGAUUCCUCCUAUUACAGAGGUUUAAUUGGUAGCCUGCUUUGUUUAACUGCGACUAGAUCUGACUUGAAGUUUGCAGCAAGCUAUUUGUCAAGAUUUAUGUUUGCUCCUAGUAAACUUCAUUUAGUUGCUGCCAAGAGAAUUCUUAGUUACAUUAAAAGAACCUAUGAACUUGGCUUGUGGUUUGACAGUAAUCCACAAGGAAGGUUGCAAGGGGAGAAGGAGGAUGUUGUAACUCAGUCCAUAGCUAAGGUUGAGUAUUUAGUAGCUAGAGCAGCAGCAAAUCAUGCUGUCAGCAAUUGCUAUUGCUCAAAAUCCAGAGCAGCAUGCAAGGAAAUGCCUGAUGAAGUUAUGUGGAAAGGGAAAGCAAGAGGUGGAGAUAAUGGAGAUUUUGCCAACUUAACAAACCUUUGACCUGCAAGGGAAGAGAAGAUUGUGAAAUUUGAAUUCAUUGAUAAGGCGGAUAUAAUAUUUGACUCUCUUCAAAAGAUAUUAAACUAGAAAUAGAAGUUUUAGCCUUAGGAGAAAUGAAAUGAAAUUGUAUAAGCUAUAAACAUUAUGAAAGCAUUUUCUUCCAACAUUUGGAGAGAAGAAUAUAGUGUUAUUCCAAAUAAAAAGAGUUGAAUUCA
This is a messenger RNA of Rubroshorea leprosula, 1119 nucleotides long. Lineage: Eukaryota; Viridiplantae; Streptophyta; Magnoliopsida; Malvales; Dipterocarpaceae. The record is from the annotation of a GenBank genome assembly.